UAAUAAAUUAAAAUAAAAUAAAUAAAAUAAAAACGAAGUUGGUUAUCAAUUAUCAUCGUCUUGUUCCUCAAGACAACUGAUUUUUAAAACCUGGGGAUCCUAAGGCGGCGAAGCACUACUCCACCGCCUACAUUAUUCUAGCACUCUCUUCUAAUUUCCAAUUUUCCGAUAAAUAUCUGCAGAGCCCUAAUUCCUGUUAAAUCCCCUAUGCAAUUUUGUUUUUACGGAGAGAAAACUCCAGGAUUUCUACCCCCAUUUCCAUGUCCUCUUACACUCCUGCACAUUCCAAAGAUACAUUCGACAUGGCAGCUCCCCUUGUUGCUGGACUUUGUGUAGCAGCAGCUGCUUUAGCUGGUAGAAAAGGUAUUCUAGCUUGGCAAGCAUUUAAAGCAAGACCUCCUACAGCUAGAAUGCGUAGAUUUUAUGAUGGCGGGUUUCAGCAAAGCAUGACUAGAAGGGAAGCAGCCCAGAUCCUUGGCGUCAGGGAGAGGGAAAGCGUAGCUAUUGAGAAGAUAAAGGAAGCACAUAGAAGAGUGAUGAUUGCAAAUCAUCCUGAUGCAGGUGGCAGCCAUUACCUGGCUUCAAAAAUCAAUGAAGCAAAAGAUAUGCUGCUAGGUAAGCCGAAAAACACUGGAUCAGUGUUUUAAGGUUUAUGCUUCAUACCAUGCUGUGGGUUCAGAACAUGUCGAGAUGGAGCUUGCAAGACCAUUUUUUUUUUACAAGAAGAAAAGGGAUUUCAUUAAUAAAAUAUAGCCAAAUGGCACUUACAUAUAAUAAUUCCUAAAAAUCAAGAAUUCCAACACAAGUACAUAACACCUUAAAACUAAGUCCAUUUUUUGUUCUAGGAGUAUUAAUCAUAUCUAUUGUGAUCUUUUUAUACUAGUGAUUCUAUUUGUAUUGUACACCAUAUUCAUUGUGAUAUCAGAUAACCACUUGUUACAAUCUA
Molecule: messenger RNA, 946 nt
Organism: Chenopodium quinoa (quinoa)
Lineage: Eukaryota; Viridiplantae; Streptophyta; Magnoliopsida; Caryophyllales; Amaranthaceae
Product: mitochondrial import inner membrane translocase subunit TIM14-3-like
Exons: 3
Coding region: 261-647 (128 amino acids)
Biological process (GO): protein import into mitochondrial matrix
Cellular component (GO): PAM complex, Tim23 associated import motor
Molecular function (GO): ATPase activator activity
Source: RefSeq, a predicted model, not a curated record